CCUUUCCUCCAUCUCCACAGCCAUCCCUCUUCCAUGUCUCUUCGAUCUCUUCCCUGUGGACGAAUCCGUGCCCAUGGUACCCAUAGUGUUACUGUAGAUCUGCAGAGGAAUUAAAGAUUGUUCUACUGUAGAUCUUGAUUUGCUGCCCACUAAGAAAUUUUGUUUGUUGGUGCUUAUGAAAAUUAAUUUGCUGUGCACUAAGAAAAAGGGGCUUCCAUACAUAUCUAGCCCGAUCUGUAGACAAAUAAAGUGAUUGUUCUGGUAUAUUUUGUGUGCUUGCUUAAUUUGUUUGCUCGCAUGUAAAUUUAGUUUGUUGGUGUGUAUAAAAAAUUAAUCCUUUUGGAUCUUUAAAACUAAAAAUAGGAGGGUUCACAAAUAGUACAUAAUAAGAGUUUCCUAGGCUACCUUUUGUGUUCACCUACAAUUUACCUUAAAAAUAGUUUUUAUGCUAAAGAGCUGGAUUAAACCUGUAGACAAAUAAAAAAUUGUUCUGGUAUAUAUCUUGAUUGAUGAGCUAGCCUUUUUUUUAUCUACCUCACGUACAGGUGGGUUUGUUUUGUAAAGGCCAAUCCUUUUGGCUCUGAAAUUAGAUAAGAGACUUCACACAUGUCGACAGCAGUACAUGAUAGUUUUGAUUCCUAUGCUGCUUGUGUGUUUACCUCCAAAAUUAUUGUUUAAAUAAAUAUUGUUUCAUGCUAACAACUCUCAGUAGUGUUUGGUGUAAACUUGGUCAUCUGAGCAAAGUUAACUCCAAAUCUUGGGUAUCUGUUCACUUAUGUAUGUCAUUCUAUUGCAGAACAACAUGGAUUGCCGGUUUCAUUAUCUACAUCAACGGGUCUGUCUUGCCAACAAGGUGGAAUUUCAGAUGAUUCCAAAAAUUAUAUACCAGUAUUGAAGCUUGGUAAACUUCCAGAGGAUGUCUUGCACCAUAUACUUUCUCUUGUGCCACUACGAGAUGCUGCCCGUGCUGCUUGUGCCUCCCGUAAUUUUUUAUGCUCAUGGAGACGCUUUCCUAACCUUACAUUCAAUUGGGAAACAUUGGGGGUGAAUUUGGAUGAUGCCCCAUUACGUGAAAGUGCAAAGGAACUCGUGAAUAGAAUCAACUGCAUUCUUGAAAACCACUCUGGCACUGGGGUGAAGACACUUAAGCUUCAAGUCAGCCUUUGUGGUGGUGUGAUCACGGCCAAUCUUCUUGAUAUUUGGCUUCAAGCUUCUGUCAAAUCUGGAAUGGUAGAACUUCAUUUGGACCUUCCUCGAAUUAACAGUCUACCGUUCAACUUGUCAUGUUCACUUAUAUCUUCUGCUGCAAGCUCACUUCAUUCAUUGUCUCUCACGUUUUGUGCUUUUCACCCGACUCCAACAAUUGGCUUGAGAAACUUGAAAAAUGUUCGUCUGGCACUUAUCCACAUUACUGAGGUCCUCCUGUACAACUUCCUUGGAGAAGUUUGAAGUUUUCUGGUGUCAUGAUUUCACUUCGUUAAAGAUACCUUCUCAUCUGCAGAAGCUUAGUUUCCUGCGGGUAUUUCUAUGUAGAAGGUUACAGAUGAUAGAAAUCAAUGCUCCAAACGUUUCCACUUUUAUGUUCAGAGGCCCCCCAAUGAAAAUAUCAAUAAUCAACUCAUCGCAGUUGAAGAGGGUGGCUAUGGAUGGUCAAUUUUACUCUGGCAUGUUCCAGUAUGCUCUGACCAAGCUUCAGUCCAUCACAUCGAAUCUUCAAGCUCUUACCUUGUUUUCAACUACAGAGGCCUUCAACAUGCCGGCGUCACCUGACAAAUUCCUCCACCUCAGGAAUUUGAAAAUAUAUUGUUGUGGGAUGGAAAACUUUGAUUUUCUUUCUUUGAUUUCUUUUCUCAAAUCUUGCCCUGCACUGGAAAGUUUCUUCUUAUCGGCAGGCCCACAUUUUGAUGUAAGGCAGGACUCAAUUAUUCAUGGUUCCUCUAGUGCAGUUUCAUCACAUAUGAGGCGGCGCAUUGCAGGAUUCCACCAGGGUAACCUCAAGAAAGUAACCAUCACAGGAUUCUGCUCUUCAAAGAGCUUGAUUGAGCUAACACGCCAAAUUCUUGAGAGUUGCUCGUCACUACAAAGCCUUGUGCUGGACACUACAGGUGGCUAUGAUAAUACUGGCAUAUGUGACUCUAUGGGAAAUAAAGCUGUCAUGGAAGCCCUCAGGGGUUUAGAGGCUAUCAAAAACUAUAUCAAGGGGAAAGUUCCCUCGAGUGUUAACUUGGAGGUUUUGGAGCCCUGCGGCCAGUGCCAUGUUCCCAAGCUUACGGAGUGCCAUGUUCCCAAGCUGCGUAAGCUUGGACCCUGCUAGGCGGUUGGCUACAACAGAGAAUACUGGGUAAAGACCAAAUCCAGCCAUACAUGAGUACAAUACUGGGUACAGUACAUGAGUGAGUUGCAUGUCACAAUUUGGCACUUGAAUUAUCAAACAGAAGGCUGCUACAAAGGUUACAGGGUACUGGUGUAAUGUAAAAUGACUUGCACAUAUACUUACGACUUACCUAUGGAUGUAUUUAUUUUGUUGUGCUAACGGAAAUGGAGAUUGGGUGCUCGAGUGCCGUUGUGGCAGUGCAA
This is a messenger RNA of Panicum virgatum (switchgrass), 2577 nucleotides long. Its product is annotated as F-box protein At2g39490-like. Bases 1385 to 2314 code for a protein of 309 amino acids. NCBI's taxonomy places the organism in Eukaryota, Viridiplantae, Streptophyta, Magnoliopsida, Poales, Poaceae. The record is from RefSeq and is a predicted model, not a curated record. The transcript is spliced from 4 exons.